GUCAUUCCGUAAAAGAACUUAAAACCCUAAACCCUAUUUCAUUUCAUCAACACACUCUCAUUUCUUCUUCUUCGUCGACUCCAAUUUCACACACGACUACAGGUAGUGAUCGUUUCGAGAGACCAAGCAUGUUCGCUCUUUCGAAGGUUUUGCGGAGAUCCCAGAGACUCCGACUUGGUGCUUGUAGUAGUACUGCUCUUCAUUCAAACGAGAUUCCAAUUCCAUCCAGAGAAAGAAGCUUCUCCACUCUUCAAUCUCAUUCCAUCGUUCAUGAUCAACCUGAACCCCUUCCAAGAGUUUACCAUAUGAGUAACCGUCUUCUCUCCUCGAGUGCUGGCACUAAAAGUGAUCAAGAGGAUGAUCUCGAGGACGGCUUCUCGGAACUUGAAAACUCAAAGUCAGGCCAAGAGACUAGUUCUAGUAGUAGUAGUAGUGAUGAUGAGAGUGAGGUUGAUGAGGGAAAGCUCUCUGCUGAUGAUGAUGGUGAUGAGCUGGAACUAGACCUCACUGAAACCACCGAUGAUAGUGGUAGAAAGACUUCUGAAAAGAAGCUAUCCGAGCUUUUCAAGGCCAUUGUUUCUGCUGGGGGUCUCUCUGUUGGCAGUGCACUUGAUAAAUGGGUGGAAGAGGAAGGUAAUGAGAUCAACCGUACUGAGGUUGCUAAGGCCAUGCUCCAGCUUCGUAGGCGUCGCAUGUACGGAAGAGCGUUACAGAUGUCAGAGUGGUUGGAAGCGAACAAGAAAAUUGAAAUGAACGAGAGAGACUAUGCUUCUCGUUUGGAUUUGAUUGUUAAGACACGUGGCUUAGAGAAGGGAGAAGCUUACGUGGAAAAGAUCCCCAAAUCCUUCAGAGGGGAAGUGAUGUACCGUACCCUCCUGGCCAACUGUGUGGUUGCUUGCAAUGUCAAGAAGUCUGAGCUCGUGUUCAACAGAAUGAAGGACUUGGGAUUCCCUCGCUCUGGUUUCACCUGUGACCAGAUGCUUCUCCUCUACAAGAGGGUCGACAGAAAGAAGAUCGCUGAUGUGCUUUUGCUCAUGGAGAAAGAGAAUGUCAAGCCGAGUCCUCUCACUUACAAGAUCCUCAUCGACGUCAAAGGGUCGUCAAACGACAUAAAGGGGAUGGAGCAGAUUCUGGAGACGAUGAGAGACGAAGGCGUUGAGCCGGACUACACCACGCAAGCUAUCAUCGCUAGGCACUACUCGGGAGCCGGGCUUAAAGAGAAGGCCGAGAAUGUUUUGAAAGAGAUGGAAGGUGAAAGCUUAGAGGCGAACCGCAGGGCGUUCAAGGAUUUGCUCUCUAUCUAUGCCUCUCUUGGGAGAGAAGACGAGGUGAGGAGGAUAUGGAAGAUCUGCGAAUCGAAGCCCCGCUUUGAGGAGUCCCUCUCUGCGAUCCACGCUUUUGGAAAGCUUAAUAAAGUACAAGAGGCAGAGGAGAUUUUCGAGAAGAUCAUCAAGAUGGACAGAAGGGCUUCUUCCAACACUUACUCUGUUCUCCUGAGGGUAUAUGUCGACCACAAGAUGCUCUCAAAGGGUAAGGAUCUGGUUAAGCGGAUGGCGGAGAGCGGUUGCAGGAUCGAGGCAUCGACAUGGGAUGCACUCAUCAGGCUAUACGUGGAAGCAGGGGAAGUUGAGAAGGCUGAUUCAUUGCUGAGCAAGGCAUCAAAACAGAGCCACACGAAACUGAUGAUGAGCUCUUUCAUGUACGUCAUGGACGAGUACGCGAAACGGGGAGAUGUUCAUAACACGGAGAAGAUAUUCCUAAAGAUGAGGGAAGUUGGGUAUACAUCUCGGCUUAGGCAGUUCCAAGCACUCUUGCAAGCUUACUUGAACGCCAAAGUCCCUGCAUAUGGGAUGCGAGAUAGAAUGAAGGCUGAUAAUAUCUUUCCAAACAAAGCCAUGGCUGCACAGUUGGCUCAAGGUGAUCCGUUUAAGAAGACAGCUAUCUCUGAUAUUCUGGAUUGAGUCGACUCUUUCCUCCUACUCCUUUGUUCUCUCUGGUUGCUCCUCUUGUCUUCCUAACGUUUUAGUUUGAGGCUUUGCUUAGUUACUGUAUUUUUGUAAUGUUUCUGCUUGUGGGUUAUUUGAUGGUCGAUCCACUUCAGAAACCUCCAAGCUUCAUAAAACCGGUUAGUUUGGUUUUCUGAGUAACUUUCAAUAAAAAAGAUGGAAUGUUAAAUCA
Molecule: messenger RNA, 2178 nt
Organism: Raphanus sativus (radish)
Lineage: Eukaryota; Viridiplantae; Streptophyta; Magnoliopsida; Brassicales; Brassicaceae
Product: pentatricopeptide repeat-containing protein At1g80270, mitochondrial
Exons: 4
Coding region: 129-1961 (610 amino acids)
Cellular component (GO): mitochondrion
Molecular function (GO): protein binding
Source: RefSeq, a predicted model, not a curated record